This is a messenger RNA of Megalobrama amblycephala (Wuchang bream), 1735 nucleotides long. Its product is annotated as C3a anaphylatoxin chemotactic receptor-like. Gene Ontology annotation, molecular function: G protein-coupled receptor activity; complement receptor activity. Gene Ontology annotation, biological process: phospholipase C-activating G protein-coupled receptor signaling pathway; positive regulation of cytosolic calcium ion concentration; complement receptor mediated signaling pathway. Lineage: Eukaryota; Metazoa; Chordata; Actinopteri; Cypriniformes; Xenocyprididae. Gene Ontology annotation, cellular component: plasma membrane. The coding region runs from base 395 to 1285 and encodes 296 amino acids. The record is from RefSeq and is a predicted model, not a curated record. The transcript is spliced from 2 exons.
AGUCAUUAAUGUUUCAUUUUUACUUCAGUUCAAACACUGAAACAUAAUUUUAUAAUUCAAUUCACAUUGGCACUGUUAUCCAAAAUAUGUAAGGGAUAUACAUGUUUUGUCAGUUCAUACAAUUAAAUUGAAUUCUAGCACCAUGCUCUAUGCUUGAGCUACAGGAACAUUCUGUUGCAGGAAAGGUUUUGCUGUACAUGCCCACUUCCCACUGUGAUGCCACACUUUUGUAAUCAUUUCAUCAAGUCUACUGAAGGCCACUAUCAGUAACAGCAAAUCAGCCUAUAGAUGUAGUGCAGGGUUUGCUGUCUGGUAUAAAACCAUCUGUCAGGAAGACCGAGAAGACAUACCAAGAUCAAGACUCGGCUUGUCCCAGUUCAUUAACAGCUCAAAAAUGGAUAAUGCAACCAAUGCAACAACCAUGCCAGGACCCUUAUCAAGCAUUGAAAUCUUCAAUAUAUUCAUAUAUUUUGUCGUCUUCACUCUGGGUAUCGUUGGAAAUGGGCUCGUCAUAUUUGUGACUGGCUACAAAAUGAAGACGACCAUCAACUCCAUUUGGUUUCUCAACUUGGCAAUUGCUGACUUAAUCUUCACCUUAGUCAUCAUCUUCUACAUUAUUACUGCCUUUAACAAGAUGGUUUGGCACUUUGGUGACUUCAUGUGCAAGUUUGUGAGCUUUGUGACGGUGCAAAACAUGUUUGCCAGCAUCUUUUUGCUGACCACUAUCAGUCUCGAAGGUUGCCUGUUCACUUGGGUGAUUUUUUGGGCUCAAAACAAGCAAACUCUGGUCAAAGCCAGGAUCAUCUGUGCACUUGUGUGGGUUUUAUCCAUCCUCUGCAGCAUUCCCUUUGUCAUCAGCCGCUUGGAAAAGGAUAAAAAAUGCAUUUAUAAUUUAAGUCAAGUCACCUUCAAGUCUCUGGUCAUUUAUAGGUUUAUGGUGGGUUUUCUCAUCCCCUUCCUGAUCAUUGCAUCUUCAUACAUUGCUAUUGGAGUGUGGGCCAAAUGUCUCAAAGGAGGAAAGAAGCAUAAGUCAUUCUGGGUCAUUAUAUCUGUGAUCAUGGCCUUUUUCAUAUGCUGGUUUCCUUUUCAUGUUCAACAGCUGUGUACUGUAAUUGCCCAUGAGAAUGAGUGGAGUGACUUUAAACAAGUAAUAGAUGACAUAGGGCCUUUUGUAAACUGCCUGGUUCAUCUCAACAGCUGUCUGAACCCCAUUCUCUACGUGCUCAUGUGUGAUGAGUUUAGGAAGAAGCUGAAACAGUCUCUGCUGCACUGUAAACCCAGAUAGUACUACUAACUUAUAAAGAUCGAGUAUGCUGUAAUUAAUUUCUGUUAAAUCACUGAUGCAACUUAAAACAAUUACAUUUUCUGAAUGAGGAGUUUAGUUUUAUUUUUGUGUAGCUCAACAUUUUUGAGUAAACCCUUGUCCUUAUUUAUUAUUUUUUAAGUUUACUGAGCGAUAUAAAGUGACAUCAUCCAUGACACAUCGUUGCUGAUGUUACUGACGUAACCAAAGUUAUCAGAAGAGUCCAUUCAACAUUACAGUUGCAGCCGAUUUCAAGUUCCCAGCAUGCUUUGCGUCACACUCUGUAAAGGCAGGAACACACCAAGUCAACGCCAACAAACUAGUGGUGACCAAAGCAGACUGUGGGGUUGGCUUACGUCGGCAGCAUCUGUGUCCAAAGUUGCCUUGACACAUCAAACCGACGCUCGACAGCCGACGGCCAAGUAGCAUGUC